Molecule: messenger RNA, 3317 nt
Organism: Morone saxatilis (striped sea-bass)
Lineage: Eukaryota; Metazoa; Chordata; Actinopteri; Moronidae
Gene: klhl22
Product: kelch-like family member 22
Exons: 7
Coding region: 280-2193 (637 amino acids)
Biological process (GO): proteasome-mediated ubiquitin-dependent protein catabolic process; positive regulation of TORC1 signaling; protein monoubiquitination
Cellular component (GO): cytosol; mitotic spindle; polar microtubule
Molecular function (GO): protein binding
Source: RefSeq, a predicted model, not a curated record
UAAACAGACUUGUUUUGAUCUGUCAAAAAAAAAAAAAUCAGACGACCGAAGCUAACUUAGCUUAGCCACCGCGCAGAGGUUAGGGUCUCCCUCUUUCGACCACAGCAGCCGGCGUAUAAAACCGGGUUGCUUCUGUACGAACACGAAGAUAUCGUCGCCUGUAACGUCACACAGAUCUGUAACGUGACAUUGACGUUUAACCGCAGCCUCCUUUAGCCCGCUAGCUGCGGGCUAAGAACAAAUAUGUGAGUGCUGCCAUUAUCGGACAGAUAGGAAGCGAUGAAGCCCGAACACCAGAGCCCUGCCAUGGCCGAGGAUGGAGACGUGAGUCCAAUGUGCGGCCCGGCCGGCUCCUCGGGCCGUCCGGGCCGACAGACCUACAGAAGUUCUGCCCACUUUCGGAGCCUGCUGGACGGCCUGCUGUCUCUCAGAGAAGGGGGCAUCCUGUUCGAUGUGGAGCUGCUGGUGGAGGGUCGGCCCAUCCAGGCCCACCGUAUACUGCUGGCAGCCUCUUGUGAUUAUUUUAGGGGGAUGUUUGCUGGAGGCCUUCGGGAGACGCAGCAAAAGGAGAUCCCAAUUCAUGGAGUUUCCUACAUGGCCAUGAAGAAAAUACUCGACUACAUCUACACAGCAGAGAUCGAGUUAGACCUGGAGUGUGUGCAGGAAGUCCUGAUAGCUGCCACGCUAGUACAGCUUGAGAUUGUCAUCAGCUUCUGCUGCGACUUCCUUUUCUCCUGGCUGGACGAGAGCAACGUUUUGGAGGUGCAUCACCUCGCUGACGUCUACGGACUGCAGCAGCUCAACACCAGGAUCCACUCCUACAUCCUCAGGAACAUCGUGACGUUGUCUCGGACCGACGUGUACCGACAGCUCCCCCAGGAUGAAGUGUUCAAAGCGCUGAGCAGCGACGAGCUCCAGGUGAGCAGCGAGAACGAGGUGUACGAGGCGGCUCUUCACUACCACUACAGCCCGGAGCAGGUGGAAACUGACCAGGUGUACUUGCAGGUCAGUCCAAAGGACAAUCUCAAGAUGCUCGAUGCUGUGCGUUUCUGUCUGAUUGAGAAACAAGUGCUGCAGAGGCUGUUUGGCAGGCUGGACCAGUGUCCGCUGAAGGACUCUGUGUCAGCCGCCCUGCGCUACCACGAGCAGGAGAUCUGGCAGCCCGUCCUGCAGAGUCCCCUCACCCAGCCACGCUCCACCUUCCACUGUAUCCUGGGCUUCGGGGGGAUGUUCACCGCCAACUCCCUCUCGGCCAGCGAGCAUUUGUUUCAGGUCUUCCACCCGAGCUGGGGGGAGUGGAGGACUCUGACUGCAGCUCACGCCCCCCGGAUGUCCAACCAGGGCAUCGCCGUGCUCAACAACUUUAUUUAUCUGAUUGGAGGAGACAAGAACACCAGUGGGUUUCGUGCAGAGACCCGCUGCUGGAGAUACGACCCUCGUCACAACAGCUGGUGCGACGUCCAGCCUCUGCAGCAGCAGCACGCCGACCACUGCGUCUGCGUGCUGGACGGCCAUAUUUACGCCAUCGGAGGGCGGGACUACUGCAACGAGCUGGACGUGGUGGAGCGCUACGACCCGCGCACCAACACGUGGGAAUUCGUAUCGCCCCUGAAGAGAGAGGUCUACGCCCACGCCGGAGCAGUGCUGGAUGGGAAAAUGUAUGUCACAUGCGGGCGCAGAGGAAUGGCGUACCUCAAAGAGACCUACUGUUACGACCCCGUGGCCAAUCACUGGACAGCAUGCGCCGAGGGGCCGGUGGAGCGGGCGUGGCACGGCAUGGCAGCCGUCAACGGACGCCUUUAUGUAAUUGGUGGAAGCAACGAUGAGUGUCAAUACCGGCGUGAUGUCCUGAAGGUGGCGUGCUUCGACCCUGGAGCCAACUCUUGGUCUUUAAUGACCCCCCUCCCCGCUGGACACGGAGAACCCGGCGUUGCGGUGCUGGACAGUCGCAUCUACAUCCUGGGAGGGCGCUCUCACGACAAAGGCAACAGGAUGAAAUACGUCCACGUGUACAACACCGACACGGACGAGUGGGAGAACGAUAAGGACUUUAAGGAGCGUGUCUCCGGGCUGGCGGCCUGCGUGGCGCUCAUGCCCCCUGCUGUGAUCUCCCAGGCUAGGACCUGGGAGCAGCGCACCAAGGCUUCCUGGCAGGAUGUGGACAUGGACGACUCGGAGUCGAGUGACGACUGAAGCGCCCUCGCUGAACUGAACGUCUGAGCGCUGGAGGCUCGUGCACUUUCCAUCAAUGCAUGUUGACUCUUAGGUACGUUGGGGAGGAGUUUUGUGGCGGCGGUGGUGGCAGCAUCGUGCCCUCUCUUUGAGUGCCUCUGAACCAAAGUGUCAUUCAGGAACUGCUUACUUUUUAAAUAAUCUCCUUAGACCGCCACACUCCGCCCAUGAACCCCCCCGCCUGCUCAGAUGCUCAUGCUACUGUCUGCCGCCCACCUGUCAUUACUUCCUGUCACUGUACCUGCCUCUGCACUGUUGAUCACAGAGACGUGGAGACUACUGGCUAUGCAAUAAUAUGGAUGAUAAUAUGGGGUUGUAGGUUUGUGUGGGAUCUUCUGAAUGGGGUUAAGAUGUUGGAGAUUUACAGGCAGCAGCAGUUUCCUUUUGUUCAGUCAGUAAGCUAAAUUAAAACUUUUUCUGUUAUUAAUUCACGUCUCAUCUCCACCCUAGCAGCUGCUGAUAUAGCCGGGAAUUAUAAUGGAGUUUGUGUCCGCGUCCGAACUACUGAGUGAUCAUUAAGUUGUUGAACAUUGUGCCUUGUUUUUGGUGAUAUUUGUGGCGUUUUCCUGUUCCGGUGGAGCCUGUGGAUGGAGACGAGCCUUCGGUAAUGUGCCUCUGAUAUCACACUCUGUCUGGGGAGACUCUUAUUGGACUGGUUUGCGUUCGUACAGGAACGACGAGGCACUGGUGCUACAGGUUGUAGACCUCGGGCUCGCAGUACGUUGCCAUGUCCUAAUCUUAUUUCUGUCCUUUCACACUGUGUAAUUUAUUCAAUCUCAAUCCAAAGAGCACAAUGAAGGGUCCUUUCAGAAUCAGCCGGGUUGAGCUGUGCUCCGUGCUCCUGCUUCAGUUCUCUGUUUAAUGUAGGCGUCUAAGAGUCCCUCCACUGUGUGUCCUCUGUCUCUCCGUCAGUGGACUCCUCCAGGAACAACGUCUGGUUCUAAAUGUACUCUUCUUUUUUCAUAUAAUGAGAGUUUAUGUCUUAAGAAAAAAAAUGCACUGUACUAGAACACACUGUUACACAACAUAUGCAAAUUUAGUAUCCUGUUCAUUUUGAAAUCAAAUAAAAAUAGUAAUAUAUUGUG